GAGAGAAAAAAAAGUCUGAAGGAGCGGAGGGUUUAGCAGCUUCUCUACGUGGACCCAAACCUUUACAUUGUCUCAUCGUCAAUAAACCCUAAACCCCCAAAAAAUCCCCAGCUCGGUUAUCAUUUCCAUCGGAUUCGGAUCGUCUCAGAUGGCGUUCAUGUCUAGCUUCCGUCGUGUUCUUGGCGGAUCGGCAUCUGCUCUUCCAUCCCAAUUCGCUGCCAUUCGUCACAACACAACCCUCACAUCCCCUAAGCUAUUCAUCAGCGGACUUUCGAGAUUAACAACUGAUGAAAAACUUAAGCAGACGUUUUCUGAAUUUGGGCAGAUUGAACAGGCAAAAGUGAUAACCGAUAGGGCGACUGGAAGAUCAAAGGGGUUCGCUUUCAUUACAUACUCAACGAUUGAAGAAGCUGAGAAGGCAAAAGAGGGAAUGAAUGGUAAGUUCUUGGAUGGGUGGGUCAUUUUCGUUGAUCCUGCCAAGCCUAGGGAGUAUAGACCCCCACCUCAAGCACAGCAAGAGUCUUCUGAUAAUGGUUUCAAAGUAAACAAGACUAUUGGAUGGUGUGGAUGAUUUCGUUGGUUACUCGGUGGAUCUCAUUGUGAUGAAAGGAAGGCAAUUUAAACAUUAUAACUCAUUGCUAUUUGUAUUAGUAUGAACAAACUUUUAGGCGAUUAUUUUGAACAGGUAGACCUUGCCAACCUUGUUCUGUAUGGGUUUCAUUUUGGCCUCUGUUGGACUACUUCAGUGCUUUAAUAUAUAUGCCAAUGUAGGCUCUUUCUUUUGUGGCUUCAUA
Molecule: messenger RNA, 794 nt
Organism: Rosa rugosa (rugosa rose)
Lineage: Eukaryota; Viridiplantae; Streptophyta; Magnoliopsida; Rosales; Rosaceae
Product: organelle RRM domain-containing protein 2, mitochondrial
Exons: 3
Coding region: 149-571 (140 amino acids)
Molecular function (GO): RNA binding
Source: RefSeq, a predicted model, not a curated record